This is a messenger RNA of Amborella trichopoda, 2513 nucleotides long. RefSeq lists its product as uncharacterized. Gene Ontology annotation, biological process: negative regulation of gene expression via chromosomal CpG island methylation. NCBI's taxonomy places the organism in Eukaryota, Viridiplantae, Streptophyta, Magnoliopsida, Amborellales, Amborellaceae. Gene Ontology annotation, molecular function: DNA binding; DNA (cytosine-5-)-methyltransferase activity. The record is from RefSeq and is a predicted model, not a curated record. Gene Ontology annotation, cellular component: nucleus.
UCUGCUCCAUCCAUGGAGGACUCAUCCAAUGCCCCGAGAAACAAAAGGCAAAGACUUGCAGACCUGCAAAGCAGUGGCAAUGAAUCUUCACCUGACACAAGAACGCCCAGAAGAAGUGCUUCUUCGACUGAUUCAAUAAAUAUGUUGACGACUUCUGUUGCUUUGAUGGAGAAAUUAGAGCCCAUCAUGACUCCUGCUGCUGGUUCACGAGAGACUUUGGAGACAACUCCGGGUUCUUUAUCUGGUUUGGAGGAGAGCACGAGUCUCGUUCAUGGUUCUCUCUCUGCAUCAGAAGAAGUACACGAAGCCAGGCAGGUUUCAAAAGACAGGGAAAACCCAAUCACAGCUUCUUUCUCUAGUUCACUGGAGCCAUCUCAGCCUGUGGAAGACACUUGCUUCAGUGAAGAAGAGACACAAGCACCCAUUGUGAAUUCUGGAGCCAUGUCGUCUUCUCACAUGGACCAAGAAAGGGAACAUGUACCAAAGGAGAUUACUCCCCUGAAUUCAAAUGAAAUGGAGGCUCCUUUAUCAGAACACAUUGAGGCUUUAUCCACUGGUCAAGAAUGGCCCGGUUCAAUGGAGAAUCCCGACCUCACUAAUCAAGAAGGACAACAUUCACAAGAAAAACCAGAAGAGGCAGAAGCAGGAGGCGGAGAAGUAGAAGAAAGACCAGAAGUGGCAGAAGUAAGAGGAGGGAGAGAAGUGGAGGAAGGAGAAGUAGCAGGUGGAGAAUCACACCCUCGUGCAACAACAAACGACUCAGCCAUCGAGUACAUAGUGAAAAUAAAUGAUGAGAGAGAUUUGGUCGAACUGACCCGAUUUGGCGAAAAUGAGUUGGGUCGAGCCCAUAGAAGGCUUGUGAAUUUUUCCAUUAGAAAUGCAGCAGCACAUAGGGUUUUCUUUGAUGACAGAAGCUCUGGAAACCUCUUCAUCUCAGGUGUGGUUCUUCCUUUUAAUGGCGCCGAAUUAAAUUUUAGGUUUUACUGUGUGUGUUUCGGGCCAGUUCGUUCAUGGUGUAUAACAGGCUUUCGUGAAGGGUCCCUGGAAAUUUGGGUCUCGACAGACAUCGCUGACUACCUUUGUGUAAAUGCUGCUACAGAAUACCAGACUCUCUAUAAUUUCUUCCAUUAUAAGGCCUUACUCUGCAUUCAAGCCACUCACGAGCUCGAAGAGGACCCUGAACUGGAGAUGGACAGACUUUCAAAUUGUCUUGCCACUUUGUCGCAUGAAUGCCUUGGUCGCUUUGGCCAUGAUGAAGCGGUGAUCAUCGUGAGGCAUCAUCUACCAUUUAUAGCUGAUCAGCUGGCUGGGCUUGAUCAAAGGUUCUCUGAUUUUCAGGUAAUAGAAACAAUAAGUACAGAGUUUAAGGAUCAGGUAAAGAAUUUUGAAAUGCUUAGGCAAAUGAACACGGCGAAUGGAUGGAAAUUGUCCGGUUCUUUCUACUCGAUCCAAGAUUAUAAUGAGGCGAACCAUGGGGGGUGCAUGAAAAGUAGUCACGAAAGAUCCAUGACAGAGACUUUGUCCCCCUCCAUUGCUCUCAGUAGUGAGGAGAACAGUUCCCUCGAAACUACUGAGACACAUGAGAGGAAUCUUGACAGGGCACUCACGGAUCCUCAGGACAUAGGAGAAAAAUUGGAGUCAGAAGCAGUUAGCAUGACCCGAACCGGAGAUAGUGAAGCUAAGCGUCCCCUUCGAACACUUAGGGGAUUCGAGAUUUUGGAUGGGAGAGAAGCCAUGCAACCAAUUGAAGACUCAGAGUCUGACGAAUUCUACAUUACCUCUGAGAUUUGGCCGUUCAAUGUAGCCAAUUCGGACCAAGUGGUAAGAUGUGAGAUGUUUGGGGAGAUCACCUCCUGGUGCAUUACAGGUUACAAUGAGGGGUACCCUUUUAUUUGGGUCUCAACUAAAAUUGCAGAUUACCUUUGUGACGAGCCCAAUGAAGGCUACUCGCCUUUCUUUAAGGCCUUAUACGAAAAGGCGAUGCUCAGUAUUCUAGCCUUUCAGAUUCUUAGUAACGCAGCAUACAUGCAUUUUGAUGAGUUUUUACUAAAACUGGUUUCAGAUCUAAUGGACCGUUUGGGCACCUUCAAAGAAGAAGAAGCUUCUCUAGACUAUGUAAAUUCUCAGUUGGGUUUCGUGGCUAAGCAGUUAAUUGGACUCGAUACGAUCUUCUUCUCUAAAUUGCCAGUCAUAAAGACCAUUACAGAUAAGUUCAAUGUGAAUAUUGGAGAGGCAACGAAUAGGAAGGCUUGUCGUUCAUUUUUCUCGAUCCAUGAAAAGAACAAAGGGAGAGAAGGAACCAGCAAUCAAGCUAUUCAUGUAGAAGAGAAGCCUAGGUCAAGUGAGCUCAAAGUCCAGUAAGGGGAUUAGGAAAGAAGAGAGCAUGGAAGUGGAUCAUGUUGAAGCCAGAGUUAGUAUCUGUUUGUGAAAGCGCUUGUGCUCAAGUAUCUCUCUCUCUCUCUCUCUCUCUAACAUGCCUCACCUCUAAAAUACACAUGAUCAGACAUGGUUAA